AUGGGGGGACGAGAGGUUAAUGCUGAGAACAAAGCGACGGCUGAUGGGGCACGAGGUGUUAAUGCUGAGAACAAAGCGAUGGCUGAUGGGGGACGAGGGGUUAAUGCUGAGAACAAAGCGACGGCUGAUGGGGGACGAGGGGUUAAUGCUGAGAACAAAGCGACGGCUGAUGGGGGACGAGGGGUUAAUGCUGAGAACAAAGCGACGGCUGAUGGGGGACGAGGGGUUAAUGCUGAGAACAAAGCGACGGCUGAUGGGGGACGAGGGGUUAAUGCUGAGAACAAAGCGACGGCUGAUGGGGGACGAGGGGUUAAUGCUGAGAACAAAGCGACGGCUGAUGGGGGACGAGGGGUUAAUGCUGAGAACAAAGCGACGGCUGAUGGGGGACGAGGGGUUAAUGCUGAGAACAAAGCGACGGCUGAUGGGGGACGAGGGGUUAAUGCUGAGAACAAAGCGACGGCUGAUGGGGGACGAGGGGUUAAUGCUGAGAACAAAGCGACGGCUGAUGGGGGACGAGGGGUUAAUGCUGAGAACAAAGCGACGGCUGAUGGGGGACGAGGGGUUAAUGCUGAGAACAAAGCGACGGCUGAUGGGGGACGAGGGGUUAAUGCUGAGAACAAAGCGACGGCUGAUGGGGGACGAGGGGUUAAUGCUGAGAACAAAGCGACGGCUGAUGGGGCACGAGGGGUUAAUGCUGAGAACAAAGCGACGGCUGAUGGGGGACGAGGGGUUAAUGCUGAGAACAAAGCGACGGCUGAUGGGGGACGAGGGGUUAAUGCCGAGAACAAAGCGACGGCUGAUGGGGCACGAGGGGUUAAUGCUGAGAACAAAGCGACGGCUGAUGGGGGACGAGGGGUUAAUGCUGAGAACAAAGCGACGGCUGAUGGGGGACGAGGGGUUAAUGCUGAGAACAAAGCGACGGCUGAUGGGGCACGAGGGGUUAAUGCUGAGAACAAAGCGACGGCUGAUGGGGGACGAGGGGUUAAUGCUGAGAACAAAGCGACGGCUGAUGGGGGACGAGGGGUUAAUGCUGAGAACAAAGCGAUGGCUGAUGGGGGACGAGGGGUUAAUGCUGAGAACAAAGCGACGGCUGAUGGGGGGACGAGGGGUUAA
Nanorana parkeri is the source of this 1113-nucleotide messenger RNA. RefSeq lists its product as uncharacterized. Lineage: Eukaryota; Metazoa; Chordata; Amphibia; Anura; Dicroglossidae. The record is from RefSeq and is a predicted model, not a curated record. Bases 1 to 1113 code for a protein of 370 amino acids. The transcript has a single exon.